Xyrauchen texanus (razorback sucker) is the source of this 1213-nucleotide messenger RNA. Its product is annotated as endonuclease domain-containing 1 protein-like. The coding region runs from base 179 to 1054 and encodes 291 amino acids. Lineage: Eukaryota; Metazoa; Chordata; Actinopteri; Cypriniformes; Catostomidae. The record is from RefSeq and is a predicted model, not a curated record. Gene Ontology annotation, molecular function: metal ion binding; hydrolase activity; nucleic acid binding. The transcript is spliced from 2 exons.
UCUAACUCUUUAGACAGACAGAGACAGAAACAGACAGAGAAAGACAGAGACAGAGACCGACAGAGACAGAGAAAGACAGAGAGAUAGAGACAGACAGAGAGACAGACAGACAGACAGACAGAGAGAGACAGACAGAGACAGACAGAGGGAGAGAGAGACAGAGAGAGAUAGAGAGAGGAUGGGGUUUUUGUGUGGGUUGUUUCUUCUGCUCACUCUACCUGUGCUGGCUCUGACUGAAGUGGUGACAUCUUUCUCAAAAUGUCCUCAGUUUUUUUGGAAAGAUCAAAAUGGAAAGGCUGUCACUCCAACGAUAUUUACACAAGUGACGAAUGGUCAUGAUCGUUACCAGAAGAUCUGUCAGAGAUACAAAAACCUCUAUCAGUUUGCGACUCUUUAUGACACAGCUCACAGGAUCCCGGUGUACUCCGCAUUUAACUUCACAGGCAUUCAGAAGUGCAGCAGAAAGAGUGACUGGCUCAUUGAACCCAUGCUUGACGUCAUCAACGGCAGUCCUGAAAUGACCACUGAAAACAAGGUCCAAAACUUGGGUCAGAAUCAAGCAGUCAAUGAGGAUUAUGUUAAAACUGGAUAUGACAAGGGUCACCUGUACCCCGUGUCUCAGGCAGACGAUCAGUGCACAGCGUUUGCCACCUUCACCCUGACCAACGCAGCUCCACAGCACCUGCGCUUCAACAGGGGUGUGUGGAAUCAAAUGGAGAGAGCUGUUCUUAAUUACAUGAAUACAAACUGCCAACUGAAUAAUAAUAUUGCAUACAUCGUGACAGGAACAGUACCGAGCAAUCCAAGCAAACUAAUGAACAAUAGAGUGAACAUACCAAAGUACUUCUGGAAUGCCUUUUGCUGCUUUGACAAAAAUUGUAGAAAGUGGGUGUCAAAGGCUCAUAAAGGUCCGAACGACGACACCGGAACACUCCUGGAACUGAGUCUGAAUAAUCUGGAAGCAGGACUGUCCCAAGAUUAUGGUCAGGCAUUCUCUGUAUUCGGAGGACAAUGCCAAAAUGAUAUUAACAAACCUAUCUAUCCUAAACCCUGAAUUCACAUUAAAGAAACCAAAUAAAUCUCCUUCAAUAUGAAAGCAAUGUUCUUUGAAGAGAGUUAUUAGAGGCUUUAUUGUCAUUGUUUGCUAAUUACAAAAUUACAAACUCAUUUCCUGUUCCUGUUCUUGACUAUAUUUUGUUGUGUGGUGUGUGUG